Molecule: messenger RNA, 1901 nt
Organism: Seriola aureovittata
Lineage: Eukaryota; Metazoa; Chordata; Actinopteri; Carangiformes; Carangidae
Exons: 3
Coding region: 149-1492 (447 amino acids)
Source: RefSeq, a predicted model, not a curated record
AGUUACAUCUGUGGACAGAAUCCCUCUGAGUUGGAAUCUAAUCCCUGCCUGUGGGGGCAGUAAUGAGCCGUAGCAGUCUGUCUACCGGAAACCAGCCGGAAACACAGAAGAAGAAAGCGACGUGCAGUUUGUUUACCGGCGGUCAAAGAUGGAGCCGAACCCCGGGGAUGACCCGGCCCCAACAGCCGCGUUGCUCUGCUCCCUCCUCAGCCUCGUGGUUCCUCCGGGGUUCGGUCACCAGAUGUUCGAGCUGUACCGGCUCCAAACCGCCGCCCUGAGGCGGCGGCGGCGGCGGGAAAUGAUGGAGCGGGAGCGGCGGCGGCGGCAGUACCUGCGGAGAAGGAGAGCCUUCCUGCUGUCCUCCAUCGCGGCCGCGCUCAGCCUCCUCUCCACCACCAGCAGACUGGUCUGGGUCCGAGCCCGGAGGCCGGGUCAGAACCUCUGGGCCACGGCCGAAGCGUUCGACGACGAGGAGUGGAAGGCGCAGUUUCGCGUGUCCCGAGUGACGUUCGACUACCUGCUCGACCUGAUCGGCCCGGCUAUCAAACGUCGCCGGACGAACUACCGCGUCCCCAUCGAGCCGCGCCGCAGGCUGGCCAUCACCCUGUGGUGGUUCGCGCGGUCCGGGGAGUACCGCUCCAUCGCCGAUAUGUUCGACGUGGGAAUCGCCACGGUGUGUAUGAUUGUGCGUCAGGUGUCCUCCGCCAUCGUGGAGCGGCUGUUUCACCGCUUCGUGUCGCUGCCGAGCGGCCCGCGGCUGGACGACACCCUCCAGGCCUUCAAGGACCGCUGCUACCCGCAGUGUGCGGGGGCCAUCGGCGGGACUCACAUCCCCAUCGCUCCUCCGAGGGAUAACCCCGACCACUACCUCAACAAGAGCGGGUGGCACUCCGUCAUCCUGCAGGCGGUGGUGGACCACAACCUCUGCUUCACUGAUGUGUACGCCGGCUGGCCCGGGAGCAGCAGCAGCGCCGCGGUGCUGUCCAGCUCAGACCUGUACCUGAAGGCAGAGGACCGCCCAGAUGGUUACCUGUUCCCCAGAGAGAGGUCGCUUCUGUCUGAGGGGGUGGAGAUCCCCGUCCACCUGAUUGGCGACACCUCGUUCCCUCUGAAGCCCUGGCUGAUGAAGGGCUACAGCGAGGAGCAGCAGCUGUCUCCUGAGCGCCGGCGCUUCACCUACACUCUGACCUCAGCCCGCUCCGUGGUGGACGCCGCCUUCACGCGGCUGAAAGGACGCUGGAGGUGUCUGCUGAAGAAGAGCGACAUCGACAUCUCCAUGAUGCCCAGAGUGGUGGCGGCGUGCUGCGUCCUGCACAACAUCUGUGAAGUCAGAGGGGACAGUUUCCUUCCUGAGUGGAACAUUGACAUGGCUCCUUCUGAGAGUUAUCUAAGACAGCCUGACACAGAGUCGAGUGAGGGAGACACGUACUGCACUGCUGAGGUCAUCAGAGACACCAUCACCUAUAACCUGUUGACUAUACUGCAGUACUGACUCCAGGAACACCUGCACAGGUGUCACAGACACAAACACCAAGACAGAGAGUUGUCACAGCUGCAGCUCCGAGUCUGAUCCACAUGUUGUUUGUUUACAGACCUGAGACCUGAACCACCAAGUCCAGAUUCUUCUGAGUCUCUGGUUCCUGUCUUCACUGAGUCUGUGAUCCAGAUUAAAUGAGGCUGGUUAUCAGCUGACUGUUACCUCUGAAUUCAUCAGCUGUAAGAGCAGCCGCCUGAAGAAGGAGAAUAACAUCAUCAUCAUCACCAGGAAGGAGGUGGUGACACCUGAACAUUUAAAGUGAUAAUAUUGUAUUUUUACUGCACUACAUUUACCUGAUACUUUUGUAUUUAAAUUUUACAUAAAAACACUUGAGGUUUUCAAAUACAUGUUCUCACCCUUUUGA